AUGAUUGACUAUGCUUUUAAACAAGAACUGGCCAGAUCUCGUGAAAAUGUCGACGACCUGUUCUACUACGAUGGGCAUAAAGUAGGUCGCGGCACAUAUGGGCAUGUGUUCAAAGCACAGCCCAAAGUUCCUUCAGCCAAAUAUCCGGCUAAGGAGUACGCUCUGAAACUCAUCGAGGGACAAGGAUUUUCAAUGUCGGCGUGCAGGGAGAUAGCUUUAUUGAGAGAAUUGAAGCAUCCCAAUCUUAUCUGCUUGCAGCGGGUUUUUCUCACUAAUGAGAAGAAGGUUUGGUUGUUACUCGACUAUGCUGAACAUGACCUCUGGCAUAUCAUCAACCCUAAGUUUCAUCGAUACUUAUCAGUGGAGGCGUCAGUGCCAUUACUUGUCAAAAACGGGAUACAUUAUCUCCACUCCAAUUGGGUCUUACACCGCGAUCUCAAACCUGCAAACAUACUGGUCAUGGGUGAUGCACCUGGUGUUCACCGUGGGAGAGUCAAAAUAGCUGAUAUGGGAUUUGCUCGCAUCUUUUACAAUCCAUUGAAGCCUUUAGCAGAGCUAGAUCCUGUGGUGGUUACGUUUUGGUAUCGAGCGCCCGAAUUAUUGCUCGGUGCCAAACAUUACACUAAGGCUAUCGAUGUUUGGGCUAUCGGAUGUAUAUUCGCUGAAUUGCUCACGGCAGAACCAGUAUUUUUCUGUAAGGAAGAGGAUAUAAAGGCUCAAAGUCCUUAUCAUUAUGAUCAGUUGAAAAGGAUUUUUACUGUCAUGGGUUACCCUCAAGAAAGUGAGUGGAACGAUUUCAAGAAAAUGCCCGAUUACCAUAAACUUCAAACCGACAUCAAAUCGUCGCAGACUGCCUUUCCGAACUGCAGUAUGACCCGGUAUAUGGAGAAGCAUAAAAUUGAGUCCGACUCUCCGCAAUUUAAACUACUGGUGAAGCUCUUAACUAUGGAUCCGAACAAGAGGAUAUCUUGCAAAGAUGCUAUGGAAGAGCCUUAUUUUAAGAUGGAUCCAAAACCGACUGAAGAUGUCUUCUAUAAGUUUGAAAUACCUUACCCGAAACGUGAAUCUUUGCCAGACGCAGAUAUCAAGAAAUCCCUUGCCAUGAACAUUGUGGACGAUCAAAAUCAGCAGGCCACCAAUCCUCAAGUCAAUCAAGCUAUGAAUCAACAACUCGACUCGGAACCUGUAAACAAAAGGCUUCGGAUGGGCGGUCAGCAGAUGAAUGCAAAUAGCCAACCGAUGUUUUCUGGAGGAGAGUUCCAUCAACCGAUGCAGCCGCAGCACAUAAUUCCUCAGUCAAUGGACAUGGGUGGAAUGAUGAAUCAGCAACAACAACAAUAUCAGCAGCAACCUAUUUUUGCGAGCCAGCCAAUGCCAGCUUCUAUGCCAGUAUCUGCCCAGCAACCCAUGAACAUGAUGCAAAAUAAUCAGCAGUUUCAGCACCAAAACAUGGGAAUGAUGCAUGGACAGCCCAUGAUGAUGAGACAGCAGAUGCCUCCCACUUAUCAGCAACAUCCUCAAGGAAUGGUUCAGCAGCCAGGAGGUAACGCCCCCCCCCCGAUAGAAAGUGCUUGUAUCUAG
This is a messenger RNA of Cooperia oncophora, 1581 nucleotides long. Lineage: Eukaryota; Metazoa; Nematoda; Chromadorea; Rhabditida; Trichostrongylidae. The record is from the annotation of a GenBank genome assembly.